CUCUCCCCCUUGUGUUUUAAAAACUCAAAAACAGAAAGAAAAUUGAAAACAAAGCCACCAAGGGCAAGAGAAAACAGCUACAGCAGAAGUAAGAAAGCAAGAAAAUUUAAAGCCAAAGAAAGGAAAGCCCAGAAAUCAGAGAGCAAAGAGUGGGGAGUUUCUGAAGUUGCAAUGGCUGUACUCAAUUGUAAGCUUGUUGUGAUCUGUGCCAUGAUCAUGGCGAUGGUGGUAAUGGCCGUUGAUGCGAGUGGGGGCCACCACCAGCAGCCAAUCCUCGGUUGGAUACCCACCACCAGAUCGCCAUGCAAGGGUUCCAUAGCUGAGUGCUUAGAAGGGGAAGAGUUCGAGCUGGAAUCGGAGAUCAGCCGGCGUAUUUUACAAACCACCAGGUACAUCAGCUACGGUGCGCUUCAGAGGAACACCGUCCCCUGUUCCCGACGUGGUGCUUCCUAUUACAAUUGCCAGCCUGGAGCUCAGGCUAACCCUUAUAGCCGUGGCUGCAGCCAAAUUACAAGGUGCAGGAGCUGAGGUUUUUCCUUUUUUAUUUUAAUUUCUUUCUACGAUUCCCAUUUUUUCACUGUCUUUUGGGGGAAUGGGUUUGAUUGUUAUACAUGAAAAAAGAAAGAAACGAUGAGUUAUGGAGAGAUUGGUGGGUGGUGAUGGGUUUUUCAUGUUAUUGUUGAAAAUAUUGUUGUUAUAAAUUUAUUUUGUUUUUAAUGUUUCUGUAAAAGAUUAUUAUAUUUUCCCCGUAUUUUUGGUGUUAUGGGUGAUUUUACAGCAAACUUCAGUUCAUGGCUAGAAAAAGAAAGAUCUUUGCAUCAAGAAAGUUUUUGAUAGGACAUAUGAAAGUUGGAAAGGGAUUAGCUGAAAAUGAUUUUCUAUUUGGGGUAACAAAUUUUGAAUGGAGUGACAAGAAAGUAACCAUUUGAGUCAUUUUUGUUUCAAUGAUUAUGUUUUUUUUCCAGUUUAAUUUCUCAUCAAGCUUUGGAUUAUUUGUUAUCAUCCACACCUUGGAUAAUAAUUGGUUUUGUAUUUUACAAGUAUAAUAUAACCGAAAGGUUAUAUUUUUAUAACCCAAGUGCAUGGUACAUUGAAUUGAAACUCCUUCACGUGAAGUAGACCAGGCUAAUAUUGCUAAUUUGUGUACAUAUAUUUUAUU
Molecule: messenger RNA, 1159 nt
Organism: Durio zibethinus
Lineage: Eukaryota; Viridiplantae; Streptophyta; Magnoliopsida; Malvales; Malvaceae
Gene: RALFL22
Product: ralf-like 22
Biological process (GO): calcium-mediated signaling
Cellular component (GO): plasmodesma
Source: RefSeq, a predicted model, not a curated record